UCUUUGUGUAUUAUUAUAUUGCAAGUUGUUUAACAAUUGCUAACGUGACUGGCUAGGUAUAAAUGUCUGAUUCUGCCACCAAUGAGUGUGAUUUUCCGGAUAAUAAAGAUAAUAUAAAAGAUGAAAUGGGCCAGGCCAAGUCUAAGUUAAAAAAAGUGUCCAAGUCUAAAAAGAAUGAACCACAAACUGAAGAUAAAACAGAUGAAGUUGGUUUCAUGUGUGGAGUGGUGGAAGGUUUUUAUGGAAGGCCAUGGACAGCUGAACAACGCAAAGAAUUAUUUCGAAGAAUGGAAGUGAUGGGUUUGAAUACUUAUCUAUACGCUCCUAAGGAUGAUUACAAACAUCGGUUGUUCUGGAGGGAGAAGUAUUCAGAUGAUGAAGCAGCUUUACUGCAAGCACUAAUAGAGGAAGCAGACACCCACAAUGUUUUGUUCGUAUAUGCCAUAUCUCCUGGACUUGAUAUGGUGUUUGCUUCACCAACUGAAAUUGCUGCCUUGAAAAACAAACUUUUACAGGUUAAAAGCUUAGGAUGUAAAGCAUUUGCGUUGUUGUUCGAUGAUAUUGACCCAGUGCUGUGUGCGUCUGACCUUGAGGAGUUUCAAUCAUCAGCCGAUGCACAAGCUUCAAUAACAAACCUCAUGUUUGAAACAUUACAACAACCUAGGUUCAUAUUCUGCCCAACAGAGUAUUGCGCCAGCAUGGCAAUCCCUGAUGUUUCUACAUCAAUUUAUUUGAAAACUCUUGGAAGUAAAUUGGAUCCUAAUAUAUCAGUUAUGUGGACAGGUCCUAAGGUUGUCUCUCAUGUAAUAAACGUGGAUUCUAUAAAGACAUUAUCAAAAGUACUUCAGAGAAAAGUUGUGAUAUGGGAUAACAUACACGCUAAUGAUUAUGAUCCAAAGCGUGUCUUCCUUGGGCCUUUUAAAGGUCGUUCCACACACCUUAUACAACACAUAGCUGGAGUUAUGACCAAUCCUAACUGUGAGUUUGAAGCCAACUAUGUUGCCAUGCAUACGCUUGCAACCUGGUGGAAAUCGUUCAAACCAGAAAGAGUGGAAGAAUCUGCUGCAGUUACUUCAGCCAAUGAGAGCACCAGUAAACCUGUGACAUCAUCACCAACCAAUCAAUCAAAACCUUUGGAUGAUGAGAGCAUUAGCAGUGGAAGAGCCUCGGACUCAGAUAGCGAUACCGACAGUGAUUAUUCAUCCCAUGAUGGCAGGUUCUUCCCAUCAAUACAGAACUUCAACCAUGGUGAUUAUGACCCGGAUAAAGCAUUAUAUGAGGCUUUAAUAGCUUGGUUGCCAGUGUUCUCUCUUGCAAAGUAUCCAACUUGUAAAGUAGUGCCAAGAAGUGGAACGCCCCCAGCCAUGCCUAUGGUCCCAAAUCUACCAAUCGUCUCACAUUCCCCAAUCGCUACGGUUUGCACAACGAAAAACGUCACAAAGCCAGUUGUAAGUGUUGUUUGUAAAGAUGACUCCAGUCAGGACACUUCUACAUCCGAAACCCCUGAAAGAGGUUCAGAAAGUUCAUUAGAGACACAGAAAAGUGACAUGUCCACUGCCCCAUAUGUGUCUGUCACAAUACCAAGUGAUAAAACCAACACCGACGUAUUGACUGUGGCAGAAGACCAUGCCUCUCAUGUUGACAAUGCAGAAGGUGAUAAAUUGACAACAAAUAAGGCUGAUUGUGAUGUACAAAUGGAAGAGAAUGAUGGGAAAUUGGAAGAAAUGCAAACAGAAGGAGAAGGGAACAAGAAUAAACUGGACCAGAUGGAAACGGAGGAGGUUACUGUUACUGAAGCAAAUGUUCCGAUGCAAACGGAUGAUGCUGACAGUGAUGUUUCCAUGGCAACAGCAAAUAGCAGCGCAGCAACUGAUGUCGAAGAAAUGCAGAGUUCGUCACCAGGUGGUGCAGAAGAGAAAGCAACAAAAAAUGAUGAUUCAGCAGAAAAAGUGGAAAAAAGUUCUGGCUCAUCAGAUUCAAAAGAAAGGGAAGUGACUCAGCAAAAUGAACUUUCAAAAGACAAUCCAUUAUCAGUGGAGGAUAUAACAAUGCUUGCUGAAUGUUUCUAUCUACCGUAUGAACAUGGUGUGUUUGGAAGGCAGAUGGUGCAAAGGUUUAGAUGGCUAAAAGACAAAGCUGUUAAAAUGUCACAGUGGAAAAAUAAAAAGUCGGAAGAUUAUUUAGACAAGGCAUUAGAAUGGUCCGAAAAAGCAAUGAUAUUUGAAGAGCAAUGUCGGCGUGUACAAGGAGUGUUCAAUAAAAUAUGCAUGUGCCCCAACAGAGCUCUACUGUAUGAUCUAUUUCCUUAUCUGUGGGAUUUAAAAGGGGUGGUCACCAUGUUGAGAUCAUAUGUUAAAUGGUUGGGCCAUAUUGAGAUUAAACCUGGUUUAAUGCGUGACGAUGACAAAAGUGAAUCAACUAAUCAACCAACAACAUUAUCUAAAGGUUUAUAUCAGUGUACUUUCCCACUAGGUCCCACAUCUACAUUUGGCUGGGUGGGACCUGACCCCGAACCAUGGGUUUUCAGGGGUGGAUUAUCUGGAGAAUUCCAGAGACUUCUUCCUAUCAGUUCUGCGUUUGAUUUAUUCUGCCAAACCUUGCCCCGCAGUCCCCAAGUAAGCACAUACAUCGUGCGUCCGUAUGUCCCCACAGACGAGGAAUCUGUGUUUAGUGUUUGUUAUUCUACAUGGGAUGAUGGGAAAAGAGAUAUGGAAAUGUUUGAGAACCAUAAACAGUUGCCAGCUGAUAGGUUAACUGGAGCUUUGCUUACCUUGUCUCCUGAGUAUUGCUUUGUUGUUGAAGAUGAAUCUGGUAUUUGUGGAUACCUUGCAGCUACUUUAAAUGCAAAGGACUUUUGGAAGAAAUAUGAACUCGCUUAUCUUCCAGAGAUGCGAGAAAAAUAUGCCAAACCUGAAUCGGAAGAUGAAAUGAAUGAUGCAGAGAAAAUGAUAGUGGAUUUGCACAGCACAGAUGACAGAUACGGCUAUGGAUCUGACAGUCUUGCAGUCACCCACCCAGCCAUGAUGACAUUGGCUCUAACACAAUGUGCUUAUCCAAAUGUUGCCAAGAGCAUGACAGUAUGUCUUCUAUCCGCACUCAAAUCUCACAAUUCAAGUGGAGUCCAUGUUAUUAUUGAUUCCAACUCCAAAUAUUUUCAAGAUUUAUAUACAAAGUUGGGAUUUACGGAGAUAACAGACAGUCCCAGUUCUGCAACUGAUGGGGUUACUAUAUAUGGAAGGAUAUUUUAGCAUUUUGAAACAAUUUUCUAUGUUAAUUAAUACCUGAUUAAAUUGAAGCCAUUUUUUAUUCGAUGGCUUUGCGAUUUUUUUAAAUGUCUUUAGUUUUAAGUGUUACUUAAAAUGUUGGGCCCAGGGUUGUUACUGUGAUGUGCAAUUUGUAUUUCUUAAGACCUUUAUAUCAUUCAGUUGAGUUUUAAGGGGUAUAGAGUGGUAUCAGCCAAGGGUGUACAACAUAAUAAUGUGUAUUUUACAAAUUUGUGUUCAAUUGAUAUACUUUUAACAUGGCACUAUGGUUUAACUUUAGCAAUAAUUGAUGUUAGAAAUGUAACCUGGUGCUCUGUUUGAUGCAUAUCAUUGUAACACUGUUUGGUGUUUAUUUGAAAGACAAAGUAAAAGUUGGCACUACAUAAAUGAAAAAUGACAUUGUUUAUAAAAUUACCUUGACAGUAAACUAAUGUUUUUUUCUUCUGUUGGCACAAUUUUAACCUAGUGAUUUAUGUUAUGAAUAUAAUUGCAGUUUACACACAAACUUUUCAAUUUAUAAAAUGAGUAAAGUUAAACCUAUGAUUUGCUAUUUUAUGUUUUUGACAUUUUUUUCUACAUACCUUUAAUCCAAUGUCUUGUAUUAGUAUGUUAAUCUACAUUUUGAUUCUUUGUAUGAACCCUUGUACUACAUACAUGGCCUAAACAAACUUUUUUGGGUACUCUAAGCAGUAAUAAACUUAUCUAUGUUUUUCUUGUUUUAAACUGUUUUUUUUUGCUGCUAUUGCACAAAAUUCUAAAGAAAGCUGGUAGUUAUAUUUUCUAAUCAUUUAAUACAAGUGCUUUUUAUUGUAAAUUUUUCAUCAUUGUGUAAGUUUAAACGCAACACUGUCGAGAAUAUAUGGUUCCAUACGAAAAUAAACUUUCAAAGCAAUGAAAACUUAGAAAAUA
Molecule: messenger RNA, 4172 nt
Organism: Ciona intestinalis (vase tunicate)
Lineage: Eukaryota; Metazoa; Chordata; Ascidiacea; Phlebobranchia; Cionidae
Product: protein O-GlcNAcase-like
Biological process (GO): glycoprotein metabolic process
Molecular function (GO): beta-N-acetylglucosaminidase activity
Source: RefSeq, a predicted model, not a curated record